AUGAACUUGGAGGCCCUGGACCCGGAGCAUGCUGCCUACUUGGAGGCCUUCAGCUUGUGGUGCUUGCGAACUCGUGGGGGGCCAGCCGAGGUCUUCAGGGAAAUCGACUUGGAGGGCACCGGCACUGUGAGCCAGAGCGAGUUUGUUCAUGGUCUUACAGCGCUUGGCUUCUUUGACGACGAGUCUGUCCCAGAGGGCAUCGGAACAGAGGAGCUUCUCGUCAAGAACUUGUAUCCCUUGAUUGUGACUGGUCACUGCAUUAGCAUCGAUGACCUCCUUUUCCUCGAGAAGGACAAGGUCAAGCGGGCGAAGAUUAUCCGCCAGCUGCAGCGUAUACGAGACCAGGGUAUCGAGGCUGGGCCCGAGCCCCUACGCAACGAAGGGCAGCGCAUGCUCUUCAAGUUGUCAAUGUCCACAACACAGCUGGGAGGCAAACACUGGAAAGGCGUGAAGUCCAAAGUGGCUCGCGGAGUUGGGAGCAUGCCCGGCUCCCCAAACUUCCGGCCGAACCUCACCUGGAUUGAGCAUAUCUCCUUGGCCCGGGCUCCGAAAGCCAGGGAGAUGCCAGGGAGGCCCUUGUCGCGCUCCUCGCCUUCCUUGCCGCGGCUGCCUGCGAGAGCCUCCACGUCACCUUCGGGGCCUCAGAAGUCGCGCAACAGUAGCGUGAUGCUGGAUCCCUUACCUGCACCGCUGACGGUCCCAAUGCUGCCUUUGUCGGAAUUGCCGCUGCUGUUCACGGACGGCACCCAGCGGAAGGGCGCCAUGCGUCACAGGAGGUCGCCAGCCCUGGCGAAGAGCGUGUCCUUUUCAGAAACGAAGCUGAACAAACGGCGCGUUGAAAUGUUGGCUGCGGUGGCCGUCCAGGCUUGGUCUCAGAAUUCCGACCUGAAGCCCCUGAAGUCUGAUGCGUUUCUGGACCAGUGUCUGCUUACUGGCCUUAUGGAUGUUGGACCCGAAGAGCUGGAUACUGAUGGGCCGAUGUUCGACCCCCUGGGCUUGGACGAGGAGGAAGAGGUAUUUGAGAAGGGCCUCUUUGACCUGUCCAUCAACAACGGUCGCUUGGCUUUGCUCGCAGCUGCGGCGCGCAGCGGAGACGAGCCGGAGGACGACGUGGACGAGGAGGAGCUUCUCAUGAGCCUCUGGUACUUGAAGAAGCGGCGGGGCUACCACAGCUUUCCGACGCGCGUCAAGGCCCUGCAAGAUCAGCUGUAA
Messenger RNA from Symbiodinium pilosum, 1212 nucleotides. NCBI's taxonomy places the organism in Eukaryota, Dinophyceae, Suessiales, Symbiodiniaceae. The record is from the annotation of a GenBank genome assembly.